Messenger RNA from Oppia nitens, 1074 nucleotides. RefSeq names its product multidrug resistance-associated protein 1-like. Lineage: Eukaryota; Metazoa; Arthropoda; Arachnida; Sarcoptiformes; Oppiidae. Gene Ontology annotation, molecular function: ABC-type transporter activity; ATP binding. The coding region runs from base 1 to 1074 and encodes 357 amino acids. The transcript has 6 exons. The record is from RefSeq and is a predicted model, not a curated record. Gene Ontology annotation, biological process: transmembrane transport. Gene Ontology annotation, cellular component: membrane.
AUGAUCGAGACUUGGUUUGCAUGGAUUCCCUGUAUAUUCCUAUGGCUUACCAUUCCAUACAUUAUCUAUAAUUGUUUUAAAUCAUCGGACAAACCAUCAAUUGAUUGGAAUUUAUAUAACACAAGUCGUUUAGGUCUGACUAUUGUCGGCACAAUUGUCCUAUUUUUUGAACUAAUAUUCAGUUUGGUUCGCAAAUAUCAAUGGUUGGACAGUCCGAGUACGGCCUAUAUUAUUAUGACAGCCUUACAAACAGCUACCAGACUAGCCCUGUGUAUCAUUUUUUAUGCCCAACGCCGCUGUGGUAUUCAUCGAAGCGGUUGUGUUUGGCUAUACCUAUUGAUUGAUACAUUUUCGAGUACACUAUCCAUUGUUACAUACAGUACAGCACCGGAUGAUAAACUCAGAUACUAUGAGUUUAUAUUGAGAUGUCUAUCAUAUUCAUUGACUGGACUGUUGUUUAUUUUAACAACAUUUGCCGAUAAACUGCCGAUAAUAGAUGGCCAGUUAGCACACACUUACAGUCAUCAUCAACACCACCAACAACAACAACCUAAAGUGUGUCCAAAAGAGAGGGCAUCCUUUAUAUCAAAGAUAACCUACCAUUGGAUAGAUAUGCUGUUUAUAAACGGUUGGCGAAAAUCUCUAGAAUUACAAGAUCUAUGGCCAUUGCGUUCAGUGGAUAUUAUAUUGCUUAUGACUGCUAGUACUAUACAAACUGUACAGCCAUUGAUUAUCAAAUUAUUAAUUGAUUUUGUUGGUGACAAUUAUGAAUAUCAAUGGCACGGAUAUAUCUAUACAGUACUGUUUGUUAUAACCAAUGUUGUCUACUCUUUUUUUAACGCAUAUUCAUAUGAAAUAAUUAAUACAAUGGGAAUAAGAGUUAAAUCGUGUCUAACAUCAGCCAUAUAUCGCAAAGCACUGGUAUUAAGCAAUGAUAGCAAACGGCUCACACCUAAUGGAGAAAUAGUCAAUUUGAUGACAGUUGACUGUCAACGUAUUAUAGACUAUCUUCAAUGGCCGCCAUACUUAAUUACAAUGCCCAUACAGAUCGGUUUGGCCGUCUGGGCAUAUUGA